Molecule: messenger RNA, 3020 nt
Organism: Sapajus apella (tufted capuchin)
Lineage: Eukaryota; Metazoa; Chordata; Mammalia; Primates; Cebidae
Gene: MPP7
Product: membrane palmitoylated protein 7
Exons: 20
Coding region: 345-2150 (601 amino acids)
Biological process (GO): protein localization to adherens junction
Cellular component (GO): cell-cell junction; plasma membrane
Molecular function (GO): protein binding
Source: RefSeq, a predicted model, not a curated record
AGGGGCUGUGGAGGUUACUCGCCGGACCGGAGGCGGAGGCCGGGCUCCCACUGGGCUCCAGCGUUCUGCGCCCGCCGCGGCGGUGCCGAGCCCGCUGGCUCCAGAUUGUCCUUUGCGGCGGUGGCGGUCGCUGCCUCCUUACCUCCGGGCCCUGGGCUGCAGGGGCCAGAACGAGUGCGCCUCACGCCCGCGGACCGCGGCUGUCCAGAGCAGAAACGGCUUACAAGAUACACAGAUCUUGGUAGACACUGUGGCUGCAGGCAGUUGAGUUGGAAUUCCCUGUGGCUCUCUGAGGGCAGGGUGUCUGCAGAGUGGUGGGCUGACCUGUUCCUGCACCUUGCAUCAUGCCAGCUUUGUCAACGGGAUCCGGGAGUGACACCGGUCUGUAUGAGCUGUUGGCUGCUCUGCCAGCCCAGCUGCAACCACAUGUGGAUAGCCAGGAAGACCUGACUUUCCUCUGGGAUGUGUUUGGUGAAAAAAGCCUGCAUUCAUUGGUAAAGAUUCAUGAAAAACUACACUAUUAUGAGAAGCAGAGUCCAGUGCCCAUCCUCCAUGGUGCGGCAGCCUUGGCCGAUGACCUGGCCGAAGAGCUUCAGAACAAGCCAUUAAACAGUGAGAUCAGAGAGCUGUUGAAGCUACUGUCAAAACCCAAUGUGAAGGCUUUGCUCUCUGUACAUGAUACUGUGGCUCAGAAGAAUUAUGAUCCUGUGUUGCCUCCUAUGCCUGAAGACAUUGAUGAUGAGGAAGACUCAGUAAAAAUAAUCCGACUGGUCAAAAAUAGAGAACCACUGGGAGCUACAAUUAAGAAGGAUGAGCAGACUGGGGCGAUCAUUGUGGCCAGAAUCAUGAGAGGAGGAGCUGCAGAUAGAAGUGGUCUUAUUCACGUUGGUGAUGAACUUAGGGAAGUGAAUGGGAUACCAGUUAAGGAUAAAAGUCCUGAGGAAAUAAUACAGAUUUUGGCUCAGUCUCAGGGAGCAAUUACGUUUAAGAUUAUACCCGGCAUCAAAGAGGAGACGCCAUCAAAAGAAGGCAAGAUGUUUAUCAAAGCCCUCUUUGACUAUAAUCCUAAUGAGGAUAAGGCAAUUCCAUGUAAGGAAGCUGGGCUUUCUUUCAAAAAGGGAGAUAUUCUUCAGAUUAUGAGCCAAGAUGAUGCAACUUGGUGGCAAGCAAAACACGAAGGUGAUGCCAAUCCCAGGGCAGGCUUGAUCCCCUCAAAGCAUUUCCAGGAAAGGAGACUGGCUCUGAGACGACCAGAAAUAUUGGUUCAGCCCCUUAAAGUUUCCAACAGGAAGUCAUAUGAGGAAACAGUUGAGUGUGAGGAAAUUAAAGAAGAUGCUGACUAUGCUGGUAACAACAGUGGAACCUAUAUAGCUGGUUUUAGAAGAAGUUUUCGUCUUAGUAGAAAAGAUAAGAAAACAAAUAAAUCCAUGUAUGAAUGCAAGAAGAGUGAUCAGUAUGACACAGCUGAUGUACCCACGUACGAAGAAGUGACACCGUAUCGGCGACAAACGAAUGAGAAAUACAGACUCGUUGUCUUGGUUGGUCCUGUGGGAGUAGGGCUGAAUGAACUGAAACGAAAGCUGCUGAUCAGUGACACCCAGCACUAUGGCGUGACAGUGCCCCAUACUACCAGAGCAAAAAGAAGCCAGGAGAGUGAUGGCGUUGAAUACAUUUUCAUUUCCAAGCAUUUGUUUGAGACAGAUGUACAAAAUAACAAGUUUAUUGAAUAUGGAGAAUAUAAAAACAACUACUAUGGCACAAGUAUAGACUCAGUUCGGUCUGUCCUCGCUAAAAACAAAGUUUGUUUGUUGGAUGUUCAGCCUCAUACAGUGAAGCAUUUAAGGACACUAGAAUUUAAGCCCUAUGUGAUAUUUAUAAAGCCUCCAUCAAUAGAGCGUUUGAGAGAAACAAGAAAAAAUGCAAAGAUUAUCUCAAGCAGAGAUGACCAAAGUGCUGCAAAGCCCUUCACAGAAGAAGAUUUUCAAGAAAUGAUUAAAUCUGCACAGAUAAUGGAAAGUCAAUAUGGUCAUCUUUUUGACAAAAUCAUAAUAAAUGAUGACCUCACUAUGGCAUUCAAUGAGCUCAAAACAACUUUUGACAAAUUAGAGACAGAGACCCACUGGGUACCAGUGAGCUGGUUACAUUCAUAACUAAGAGAAAUUUCCAUAAUUGUCUUUUUUAUAGAGUGUAUGAUGAAAUCAGUUACUGCUUUGGUAGUAGAUUUUAAAAUCUAUAUCACUGUCAUAGAUGUACAAUUUUGGUUCAGGUUGAAUGCUGGUUUGUUUGUAUCUUUUUAUAGCCUUAUUUCAAAUACCAUAUGUGAGUAUAAGAUCUGCAAUCAAAAUGUGCACAGUACUGUAUUCUUAGCAAAACCUCAAACCUUCUGGCUGUCUUUAAUACAGCUCCAUCUCCAAGAUGAGGCUGAGAUUUUCAGAGAGACCUGGCUAGAGGCUUAGUAUGUAUUGGAGUUCAGUGCUCCAGCUGGUCUCAGGUGUGGCUGCUGCUGUCAAGUUUGAAUGUUAGCCCUUGAAGGUAUCAAUUCAGUAGCCAUGAGCAGCUCCAGACAGACAGGACAGCUUUGCUAUUUCCUGUGGAUCAUCACAGAUUUAGCUGGGCCGGCAGUAAGGCAUCCUCCAAAAGUGCAGACUUUUUUUUACAUGCUCGCAAUACGUUCACAGUGUGUGUAUUUUAAAAUCAUUCUUAAAGGAGUAACUGAAAUUUUACCUUGAGUGAAUGGCCUCCAUAGUAUAGCUUGAGAAGUCCUUUUGAGUACCUGUCAGUGACUCAACAAAUAUUUAAUAAGGGAAAGUAGACUUUUAACAGUUAUUAUAUAAGUAACUAAAAGCCUUUCCUUGUGGGAUUAAUAUUAGUACCAAUGGUAGAGUCUUGUGGCAAGAAAUGAUUACAAAGGAUAUUUUGAUUUGUAAAUCCUCAGAAGACAUUUAUGAAGUCACCCAAAAUGUUAUUUUAGCUGUUUUUGGAUUUUCCCAAUAAAUUAGAAGAAGAAUUUCUAUUCUAAA